Volvox carteri f. nagariensis is the source of this 839-nucleotide messenger RNA. RefSeq lists its product as uncharacterized. Lineage: Eukaryota; Viridiplantae; Chlorophyta; Chlorophyceae; Chlamydomonadales; Volvocaceae. The transcript is spliced from 4 exons. The record is from RefSeq and is a predicted model, not a curated record. The coding region runs from base 393 to 839 and encodes 148 amino acids.
GCGACAUGCGGGUCGGGGUGUUCGUGUUCGUGUUCGUGUUGUGAGUGGUGACGGCGGCCCUGGGGGCCCUGGGGGGUUUUGCGGCGGGUUAGGACGGUGAGGAGGGGACGUCAAGACAUGGAAAAAACGCUUCAUGACGUGAUAUGAGGACAAGGAGGCAGUAAAACGGUUUACUUCCGGGGAACAACACGCACGUCCGGUGAUCCGUUCGGAUUCAUUGUAACGGUCGUACUCAUUCAUGUACGAGUUAAAUAGUCUUCUUACUUUUAGGAUGUGUAAUGUGCUUGAGUGACGUUGCACAUGGCUAAUGUUGUCAGCUUAAUUAGCGCAGACAUACGGCGGCGUGUGUAAUAGGUGAACUAGGUGAUCCUUCUCCAAGUAAAACUGACAAAAUGUCAGUCAACCCGAGAUGUGGCCAAAGCCCUGAAAGCGAUGUUCGGAACUGGCAUGCGAGCCUUGUAUGUGUACUGGUGUAUAUGAUCAAGGGUUCAUCGGUGCAAAGGGUAUAUACCGCUACAGGAAGUAGGAGGGCGAAGCGCCUCAGCGCGACGUGCCUGGUCUCCCAAAUUUCCGAGAGGUACCUGGCCAAUGCCAGGGGUGGCGCCUCAGUCAUAGUGGUGCGCAUGCUGCGCCCCGUGCUACAUGGUGAGGUGGGGGGUUGCAUGCCGGAGGCAUCUCAUAGCCUAAUGUUCCUUGGUGGACGGCGACUUGCAGGGCCCACCGGGAAUCUCCAGCGUCAGGUGCUGGCCAGCCAUGUUGUGGCACAGCUAAACCCCUCUAGAGAUCAGCUUGUGACUGCCCUGCCGUGGCGCUUGGAGGACCUGCCGGAGUACAUUUAG